Zonotrichia albicollis (white-throated sparrow) is the source of this 5332-nucleotide messenger RNA. RefSeq names its product SHC adaptor protein 1 (gene SHC1). Gene Ontology annotation, biological process: epidermal growth factor receptor signaling pathway; insulin receptor signaling pathway; intracellular signal transduction. Gene Ontology annotation, cellular component: plasma membrane. The record is from RefSeq and is a predicted model, not a curated record. Lineage: Eukaryota; Metazoa; Chordata; Aves; Passeriformes; Passerellidae. Gene Ontology annotation, molecular function: receptor tyrosine kinase binding.
AAGAAAAUGAUAACAAAGGUUUGUGGCUCUUCUCUCUGUCCAAACCAGCUGGGCUGUGAUUGGCCAUUAAUUACAAUCUAAGAUGAGCUAAUCAAAGAUCUACCUGUUGCAUUCCACAGCAGCAGAUAACCAUUGUUUACAUUUUGUUCCUGAGGCCUCUCAGCUUCUCAGGAGGAAAAAUCCUAAGGAAAGGAUUUUCCAUAAAAGAUGUCUGUGACAAUGUGUCUGAGCAGGAGUUUCAUCUGGGAGGCUCAUGAGCCCUUUGCUGCCUGGAGGUGAUGGCAAAGGGGCCAAGGACACCCUCCUGCCCCCUUGCAAUUCCCUCCUGCUCUCAUCCUGGGGAAGCAUCAGGGCUCAAGAGCUGCUGUGCCAGGCAGGCCCAGGCCCACAUCAACCAUUUUGUCCAUCAUGGGCAAACCCCAGUGCUCUGUGGCCCCUUGGUGCUGCCCAUCAGGCUCCCCUGGCAGCAGGGCUGCACUGGCCCCUCACCGGGCCAGCAGCUUCCUGCCUCCGGGCUUCCUGCUUUUCUUUAGAGGAGUGCUGCUGCGGCCACAGGAAGGUCACAGCUCUGACUGAGCAGCCAGGGGCCCCUGGAGGGGACAGGCAGUGUGGAACAGCUAGCACGGGCUCUCUGUGCCUGUGGGACCAGGUGGCUGAGCUGGGGGGGCUUGCCCAAGGAGCUGCUUCAGUGAUGGCCCCACUCGUGUGUGCCACAGCCUCUCAUAUCACAGAAGUGGCAAUUUCCAGCCCUGUUGUGGCUUUCCCUGUCCCCAUGGCAUUGUACCAGGCUUUCUGUGCCUGUGGGACCCCCGUGGCUGAGCUGGUAGGCAUGGCCAAGGAGAUGCUUCACAUGGUGCCACAGCCCCUUGCAUCAUGGAGGUGGCAAUUUCCAGCCCUGAUGUGGCUUUGCUUUCCCUGUCCCCAUGGCAGUGUGCCAGGCUCUCUGUGCCUGUGGGACCACCGUGGCUGAGCUGGGGGGGCUUGACCAAGGAGCUGCUUCAGUGACGGCCCUACUCAUGUGUGCUACAGGCCCUCACAUCAUAGAGGUGGCAAUUUCCAGCCCUGUUGUGGCUUUCCCUGUCCCCAUGGCAAUGUACCAGGCUUUCUGUGCCUGUGGGACCACCGUGGCUGAGCUGGGGGGGCUGGCCUGGACAGAGCUGGGGGGCAUGGCCAAGGAGAUGCUUCAAUAACAGGUUCAAAUGGUGCCACAGCCCCUCACAUCGCGGAGGUGGCAAUUUCCAGCCCUGUGGUGGCUGUCCCUGUCCCCAUGGCAGUGUGCCACGCUUUGUGAAGUGGGGCAGGCAGCUGCCGGUGCCAAGCGGUGCUGGGGGAAGGCUCCAAGCAGGGAGAGCCUUUUCCUUGGCCUGGGUUUACCCAGUUUUGGUUUGUGGACAGAGCAUCUGGUGGUUCGCAAGGAUCUGGCUUGUGAUCCUGGGUUCUGUCUGAACUCCUUGCCCCAUCCCAGAGGGGAUGGGGGGAACUCUCAUCUCUGAGUGGGGCCAGGGCUGUGGAGGGCAGCACAGUCGGGCUGGCUCGAGUUCCUGCUGCAUGCAAGUGCGCCGAGGGUAGGACAACAAGGGAGAGCUGCCCCUGAGCCCCCUGAUCCACAGGUGGGAGUUUCACCCAGCUCCCCGACGCUGAAGGGGCCAACUUUUCCUCCCCCCCGGCACGUUCCUGCCGCCCUCUCCCGCUAGCUCCGCCUGUGACCUUGAUUUUUCUGCUCCAGAUAAGCGCGGCGUCCCCACCCCUCGCCGGGAGCCCCUCCUGCGCUGCCGCCCCAGCCGCGGCGCAGCCGGGCAGAGCCUGCCCCGCCGCCUGUGAGUCAGCACAGCUCUUCCGAUCAGCCGCAGCCCCUCCGUCUCUGCUCCCGGCAGGAGCAGCCGGCAUGCGGGAAGCAGCAGCGAUUCGCUGCAGCCUCUCCCACGGGCUCCCCACCGCGGCUGGGGCUUUGUGCUGAGCCCUGCCUUACCUGUAUCCUGCUCCUGGCCGUCCUCUGUUCUCCCAGCAGCCCUCCAGGCAAGAUCUGUGCUCUCAAAAGGACUGCAUGUCCCCGUAUUCCAGGAAGCUGCGAGCGCCGCUGUCAUCUCAGCAUCGCUGCUGCUCCCCCCGGCAGAGCCCGGCAAGCCAACAGCAGCUGCUCGCCGCCGGCACGUGGGUUGGGUGGCGCUGGCUGCCACACAAGGACCUUGUUCCCUCCUGGACAGUGCUCGGAGCAGGGCUGGGAUGGGCUUGGAUGCUCUCUGUGUCUGCCUCAUCUCCGGGCUUUAAAUAUUCAUGCUUUUGAUUUCCUCUUAGCGGGCAGCGACGCAGGGGCUGGAGCGAGCUGUGGGGAGGAGGAGGGUGGCCGUGCCGAGCCCAGCAGCAGGGCAGAGGGAGCUGGAGCUGGAUGAAGACAAUGGGUUUUGUUGCUUGAGGACCUCCAGGCUGAGCCCAGAGCGUUCUGAGCUCCCCUCCCUGUGCCAGCAGCUCCACGGCCCCGUUUCCUCCCGGCUGUGGCGCGUUGCUCUCAGUCUGAACGGAUCUGCACAUCCUUCUGCUGCUGAUCACGACUGAUCAGCUGUGCCAGGCAGCCCCUGGACCCGCUGCCCGGCGUGCCAGGCCCAGCUCUCCCUGCCAGCCAUGUGGGGCUGGCGUGGAUCUAGCACAGAGUUCAGCCAAGGCUUCUGCUUGGGGGCAGCUUCCUGGCGGCUGCAGGCACUUGGACUCUCUGUGGGGCCCCUGUGAGGCCCAGCUGGCUGCAUCCACCCUACUGCCACAGGGACAGGGCGCCUGUGGCCCUUCUCACCUGCCUCCAGCAUGGAUCUCCUGCAAAAGAGCAAAUACAGCCACCUGAGGAAUGAAUCUGUCUCCUCUCCGGAGGAGGCCGUGGCAGGCCUGCUGCCCUCCCCAGUGGAGUCCCUUGCAAGCAUGCAGUCUCUGCCUGAUUCCCUGUCCUCCUCCCUCAGCCACGCUGCGCCUCUCGUGGAGCUCUCACCUGACUUGGAGGAGAGCCCUACCACCCUGUGCUCCUUCUUCCCCAAAAUGGCCAAUCUGAAGCUCUCCAAUCCCGCCAACUUGCUCAGCUUGCGGGGCUCUGCAGCCAGCAGCAGCCCAGGGGAGCCUGGUGCCCCUGGGAUGGCAGCACUAGUGCCAGGGGGUGGUGCCAGCCCUGGCUCAGGGAGACCUGUCACUGUCUGUUCCCAGGAUAUGAACAAGCUGAGCUGUGGGAAGAAGACGCGGGUGGAAGGCGGCCAGCUGGGGGGUGAUGAGUGGACCCGCCACGGCAGUUUUGUCAACAAACCCACCCGUGGCUGGCUGCACCCAGAUGACAAAGUCAUGGGCUCUGGGGUCUCCUACCAUGUCCGGUACAUGGGCUGUGUGGAAGUGCUCCAGUCCAUGAGGGCUCUGGAUUUCAACACCAGGACACAAGUGACUAGGGAGGCCAUUGGGCUGGUGUGUGAGGCUGUGCCUGGUGCCAAGGGAGCCGUGAGGAGGAGGAAGCCCUGCAGCCGCUCCCUGAACUCCAUCCUGGGCAAGAGCAACCUGAAGUUUGCAGGCAUGCCCAUCACCCUGACCAUCUCCACCAGCAGCCUCAACCUCAUGGCCUCAGACUGCAAGCAGAUCAUCGCCAACCACCACAUGCAGUCGAUUUCCUUCGCAUCAGGGGGAGACCCGGACACAGCUGAAUAUGUUGCCUACGUUGCCAAAGACCCCGUCAAUCAGAGAGCCUGCCAUAUCCUGGAGUGUCCUGAGGGCUUGGCCCAGGAUGUGAUCAGCACCAUCGGGCAGGCCUUUGAGCUGCGCUUCAAGCAGUACCUGAAGAACCCUCCAAAGCUGGUGACCCCCCACGACAGGAUGGCAGGGUUUGAUGGCUCUGCCUGGGAUGAAGAAGAGGAGGAACCAGCCCCAGAUCACCAGUACUACAACGACUUCCCUGGCAAGGAGCCUCCCAUUGGGGGGGUCGUGGACAUGCGGCUGCAGGAUGGGGCAGCUCAGACCCCAAAUCACUUGGGUGCCACACUGCCUGUUGGCCAAUCCGGUGGGGAGUUUGACGCCCAGAAGCAGCACGCUCCUGCCCAAGCAGGGAGAGAGAAGUACCCAGCUCCAGCAGGCACGGCUGGGCGCACAGACCUCUUUGAUGACCCGUCCUACGUCAACGUGCAGAACAUAGACAAGACAAGACAAGCUCCAGCUGCCAGCACCCCUGCCACGGCCAAUGGCAGCACACAGAGGGACCUCUUUGACAUGAAGCCCUUUGAAGAUGCCCUGCGUGUGCCCCCCUCUGUGCCUGUGGGGCUGCCCCCUGCCCAGGUUGUGGCCUCCAUGGAGGAGCAGCUGAGGAGGGAGCCCUGGUACCACGGCAAAAUGAGCCGCAAGGAGGCCGAGAAGCUGCUCAAGGUCAACGGGGACUUCCUGGUGAGGGAGAGCACCACCACCCCGGGCCAGUAUGUGCUGACUGGCUUGCAGGGUGGGCAGCCCAAGCAUCUGCUGCUCGUGGAUCCCGAGGGAGUGGUGAGGACAAAAGAUCAUCGCUUUGAGAGCGUCAGCCACCUCAUCAGCUACCACAUGGACAAUCACCUGCCCAUCAUCUCAGCCGGCAGUGAGAUGUGCCUGCAGCAGCCCGUGGAGAGGAGACUGUGAGCGCCCAGGGCACCCCAACGCGCAGCCCUGCGCCCUGUUCCGUGCCCCAGGGAGCCCUCAGACUCUCCAGGUGCUCCACCCGGACUGAGCAUGGACUUGCCUGAGGACAGGGCCUCUCUCCUUUCACCACGUGGAGCUGGUGGCCAUGGGGGGCUCAGGCUGCGAGUGCCUGCAGGGCAGGGAAUUGUUCCAGCCUUUGCAGAGCAGCUCAGCUCCUACCAAAACCCAGCCUGUUCUUGUGCUCACCAGCACGGGCUCAGGACUGGCAGAGCUGAGCCCCCCUGAGCCAGAGGCAGCCUGUCCUUAUCUCUGGCCCCUGGGCCAAGGAGGGGGCCCGUGGGGGGCUCUGCUCCCCCAAGCACGAGGCCCUCGACUGUACCGGAUCACUUUACGUGUUAACUCUGUGCCUUGACCCUGCAGGUCCCACACUCUUAUGCAAGGGCAGGGGCUGGUUACAGAGCCUCCCCCGUGCUCCCAGCACCCUGUACCCCCUCCGUGACAUGCUUGUGCUCCAGGACACGUUGCCACCAUGUCCCCUUCCCUCCAUGCCCAUGCCGGCUGGGCAAGGGCAGCUCCGGGCAGCCCCGGGGGGUUGGCGGGAGGACCCCCCUGCAUGCACAGUGUAACUCCCCCAAGCCAAAGCGCAGCCUCGCAGCCCCUGCCCCGCUAUACCAAAGGAACUGGCGGUUGUAUUAAAGUUGGUAUUUCUCUA